GGUUCAGUCUGGUGUCCUGGUGGUGAAAGGCACUAUUUCACCCUGUUAAAACUCUAAACUCUCUAGUUACUUGAGGAGAGGGGAAAUGGAAGUUGAGCAGUAGUCUGUGUGUCUGUAUGUCUGCGAGAGUGAAGGCUGUGCCGGCUGUUCAGCUCGGGUAGCCUGGGAAGUGACGUCCGGUGGUAGUCGCCCUUCUAGAAAGAGCGGAGACACGUAGUGUAGCAUCUCUGCAUUGCUAAGACACUGGAUACUGGUUGCUUUAUAGCAAGAAAAAGCUAAAUUCCUCUAAAACUCAGAAUGGGGAAAGAUUAUUAUUCUAUUCUGGGAAUUGAAAAAGGGGCUUCUGAAGAAGAUAUCAAAAAAGCUUACAGAAAACAAGCCCUUAAGUGGCAUCCAGAUAAGAACAAAUCUCCCCACGCAGAGGAAAAAUUCAAAGAGAUUGCAGAAGCUUAUGAAGUGCUCAGUGAUCCCAAGAAGAGAGACAUUUAUGACCAGUUUGGGGAGGAAGGGCUGAAAGGAGGAGCUGGAGGACCUGAUGGACAGGGUGGUACCUUUCGGUACUCCUUCCACGGUGACCCACAUGCUACAUUUGCAGCUUUCUUUGGUGGCACAAAUCCUUUUGAGAUCUUCUUUGGAAGGAGGAUGCCUGGUGGCAGAGACACUGAAGACAUGGAAGUGGAUGGUGAUCCAUUUGGAUCCUUCACUAGUUUUAGUAUGAAUGGUUUUCCAAGGGAAAGGAAUACAGUUGGUAGCCAACUGCGUCGUAAACAAGAUCCCCCUGUCAUCCAUGAACUUAAAGUGUCAUUGGAAGAGAUAUACCAUGGCUGCACAAAAAGGAUGAGAAUUUCCCGUAAAAGGCUGAACCCAGAUGGUAGAAGUGUCCGAACAGAGGACAAAAUUCUCACGAUUGAGAUAAAAAGAGGAUGGAAAGAAGGCACCAAAAUCACUUUCCCAAAAGAAGGCGAUGAAACACCAAACACAAUUCCAGCUGACAUUGUUUUUAUCAUUAAAGAUAAACCUCACUCACACUUCAAGAGAGAUGGGUCAAAUAUAAUCUAUCCUGUUAAGAUCAGCUUAAGGGAGGCUUUGUGUGGCAGCUCGAUCAAUGUGCCAACAAUAGAAGGAAGAACCAUACCCAUGACAGUAAAUGAAGUUGUAAAGCCUGGGAUGAGAAGAAGAAUUAUAGGAUAUGGCUUGCCAUUUCCCAAAAAUCCUGACCAACGUGGAGACUUAAUUAUAGAGUUUGAAGUAAUUUUCCCAGAUAACAUAUCUCCAGCAUCAAAAGAAGUACUUAGGCGAAAUCUUCCUGUUUCAUAAAGCAAAGACUGUAUGUCAAAACUAUUUAAAGAGGACACUGAAGAUGCAGAAGACUGGCAAGUCUGUGCUUUAAAAGUGCAAUCUGUAACAGCUAGUGGAAUAUUUGUUUUUUUUGUUUGUUUGUUUUAUGGGAUGGGUGGGGGGGAAUACUGUAAUGCUGCAUGAGAGGAAAAGUACAAAUCUUACAGAUGACUUCUGCAGUAAAAUUUACAGGGAAAACCACUCAUAUUUUAUUUUAGAUCUUCCUAAUCAGAAAAGUUUAUGCAGUAUUUUGCUUAAUGUAAAAUGUAAUCAGUUUUUAAAAAGUCUGUGCAUAUAUUUCUGAUAAAGUGCUUGAGCCUCCAAGUAAUUUAUUUCUUACCUCCCUACGAUAUCUGACAUUACACAUUCAUACAGCAAUUGGAGUUCAUGGUAGAAAUACAUGCAUAAUAUGCACAAAUAUUUGAAAGGAGAAAAUGUUACAGAUGCUGUUUUUGUAUGUUUCCUUCCACUGUUCAGAGCAUAGGUCACCUGAACCCCUAUGGAAGUAUUUUAUUUAUUGUCCCAGAAAGGUGAGGAUUGCACUGCAAGUCUAGCAGAGGGCAUGUGACUUAAGGAGGAGUAGUGAGGUGGCCGUUUGCUGGGGGAUAGUCCCUCGGGUUCCAGGCGGAGCUUUAAUUAGCAGUUUUUUCACUGGGCAGUGCUAAAGACCAUGUUCUGCAAACGAGGUUCAGCCCAAAGAUUGGUGGAGCUGAUGCAGUAGCUUGAAACCAAAAGGAAUCUGUCUGUACUUGAGAGAGAGAAGCAAAGACGACUUUAAAAGCAUUUGGCUAGGGCAGGUAUUUUGUGAACCUGCUGAUCUCAAACACUGGCUGUUUUGAAUGGCUGAACUUUCCACUACUCCCAUAAGGAAGAAGGAAAAGCUCAGAUCCUAGCUAAAGGAAAGCUUACUUAAGACACAAACUGGGGUGGGGAUGGGGGUGCCUGUAAACUUUCAGGAGCUUUGGAUCGAGUCUUCUGUGAAUGGAAAGUUAUUAGGAGUUAACAGGAAUUACUCAUCCUUAGUUAAAACGUGCAUAGGGAAGUGGAGAGCCCUCUAUAGUCUUGUUUUGUAACAUAGCAAUAGGGCUGGUUCUCUUGAUUGCAGCAUGGUUUUGGUGAAAUAAAUGCCUUGCAGAUGUGUUUUCAUUAAUUGUAGUUUAAAAUGGUACUACAGUGCUUUAGCAACACUUCUAAAGAAUAUUUUUUUCUUUAUAAGAAGAAAAUAUGUAAGGUUUGCUAUCAUUCUUUUGCCUGUGGAAAUGAAUUAGUUACCUGUUCUGGCUUAUGAGAGAACUUAUCUUCCUAUAAAUGACUUCCUGUAGGAAAGUAAAUCAUAUGGAAAUUGGGAUUUAAUUUACAAUAACUUUUUAAUAAGCACAAGAAGAAUCCCAUUUCAGUUGCUCAAAGGAAUAGAACUUCUGGAAGGUACUGUGUAAGUUGAUUAUUUCAACUGCAGAUCUUUUCAUACAGUGUCAGUCACAUGAAGGCCUAAAUCUACAAGGAUCUAAACAGUUGCUGGAGUAGUAUCACAAAGGGAAAAAUCUGCUGCUUAGUGCUUUUGCAUAUUGUUAACACUAUAUAUUGUUUGUGUUUAAAAACUUAUCAUUUCAGUAUGUUCUGUAUUGCAUUUAUUUCUUUUUUUUUUAAGUAAAAAGUGUAAACUUGGUUUUUAACUUUCUUUUAUUCUUUAUUAUGAUGGCACGUGCUAUAAAUUACAGGAGUUUAAAAGUGUAUUGCUUAAAAUAUGUGUAUGUCAGUUUAAAAGUAAAUAGAAUUGGAUGUUUUGUAAUCCAGGAUCUUAUAAGCUUAAUCUAACUUCGAGAAACAGUUACAGCAACUGGGAGUAUUUUUAUAUCCAUCUUGCAGUAAGAGGAUUGGUGCUAAACUGAACUUGGAGUAUCUUGUACUGUGCGUUUAUUAUAGAGAUUUCUGUUUUCAUGCUUUAAGUACAAGAGACUAAUAUGAAAGAGAGUGGUAUGAAACAUUAGCAUUUCCCCAGGGAGAGGUAACAAAGUAAGCCUUUAGCAAAAUAUAGCCUUUAGAAACUAUUUUGUAAAAGCUUGAUUAUUUGGGAAAGGUUACAUGGGAGACAGAAGUAAAUACUCGAUCACCUGCUAUAUCUAAAUACAUGGAAAGGAAAUUGGCUUUAGUGAAGCUGAGGAGAGAGGGGCUUGGUAUCUCCUGAAAGUUGCUUAGGUACUGUGGAAAGUAAAAGCAUUUAGUUACUUGAGAGAAGUUUGUUCAACAAAUCUAUGAAAAUCUGUACCUUUUUAAUCGCUCCAGCAUCAAGCUUUAGGAUAUCCUCAAGCUGUUGAGGAGUAGGGUAAGGUAUAUAUUACAACUGUUUCUCCUUUCUGUCAUCCAGAGAUGUUGUCUGAUGACUGCUCCAGUGCAGGCUUUCUGAUGUCAUGAGGAGACUAGCAUUCCACUCUUCCACUCAACCUUUCUUGAAUUAUCUGCACUGAAAGUUUUCCAAUCCUACAUGUGAUGCAAUGAAUGUUUAAAUUGACCUGUUUACUUUGCCUUAUAGAAAUAACCACUUCUGUAGCUGGGGUCUGGUCUCCGCUGCUGUUCUUACCACAUUCAUCUUUUAACAUUCUGGGUGCUCACUUCCAAUUGCCUUUUGCAAGAUAGAAGCAGUCUUUUGCUUUGUAUGCCCUUUUCUAAUAUUCACCUCUUUAUUUUCAAUAUGACCUCCAGUCCACGUAUCACAAACAGAGCUGAAGAUGAGCAAUCUGAAUUACAAGUAGUCAAACGAGAAUAUUGGUGUUCUGAUUGUCAGGAGUGAUUUUUUUUUUUUUUAAUAUUUCUUAGUAGUAAGUGCUUGAGACUGUCUUGAUUCUCAAAAAUUCAAGCAUAAGGAGGAACUCAUCAGAUUGAUGCCUAGUGCAGAGAAUGAAUCAAGCUCUUGGAACAGUUGUACUUUCAAUGCCAAGGAGGCAAAGCACAGGUAAGGAAAACGGUCUGUAGCUGGCUUGGCUAUACAGACCCUGUCUGGGCUCUGCACAGAUGUUGGUGUGCCAUGAUAUUCUCCUUAACCUGCAUAGUUUUGUUUAGAGGCUGGAGGAGGCAGUACCAGAAACCUAGGCCAAUUGUCUUGACUGGGUAACCUCUUAUUAGUUGUGGAUUCAUUUUUUGGAGGAUCUGUUCCAAAAUAAAUUAGCAGCCAGGAAAGGGGGUGUUUUUUUGGCCAAGAAUCAGUUCUGCUUCUUGGUAAGUGCUGCUGGUCAUAUACUUGCUUAAACUACUAUUUUCCCUAAUGUUGAGUCACAUUGUGUUAAGUUUUUGAGACUUAUUGGGUGCAAUUUGCUGGUACUUAGUUUCAGUUGAGAGAGGAAAAUAGUGGUUUCCGUAGCUUGUUUUCCUCAGCCUUUGCGGAGACUAUAUGAUCCCAGACAUGUUUCCAUCUUUUUAUUCUUAAUCGAUAAUCGAUGAGUCUUUCAAAGUAUUUUAGUCCAACGAAACCAAAAACAAAACUUCGAGCCUUUUAAGAUAUUUUUGCUCCUCCCCAGUGAUUUGGUCUCACUUAUGCAACGAUGUGGUUUUAAAAUCUGAUUGCAGAUCUAGGAACUGUGUAUCUAUGCUAUCUGAGAUGCUGCUAUGCUAAAGGAGUAAAUUCCUUAGCCUUUGUAUGGACUUUGCUCUGUUACGGAAAAACUGGUCUGUAGUAGGAAAAACAAAGGAAAGAUGUGCACAAUUGGUGUCUUGCCUCUGCCUCUUCUUUCAGUGUUUUCAUUAAACAGUCUGUGCUGCUGGCAAACGUUGCAAACUUUUCAUUUGGCAGAUGGGUUAAAUGUUCCUGUGUUCAAGAAUAUGAUCAGUCGUGCUCCAACUUAAUAAAGGUUUCCAUUAAAUGAUAUGCUGCCACCAGCUGCUAAAAAUAUGAAGUUCAGAUGGUAUCCAACUAUUGGCUUGAAAAGCUGUUACUUUUUCCUUAUUCUAGGUCUAAAAUAUGUGUGUUCUCCCAGGCUUGCUUGUCCAAAAUAGAAACAAAACUAGUGAUCAAGA
Messenger RNA from Struthio camelus australis, 5346 nucleotides. The record is from RefSeq and is a predicted model, not a curated record. NCBI's taxonomy places the organism in Eukaryota, Metazoa, Chordata, Aves, Struthioniformes, Struthionidae.